AGUUGUUCGAAAACAGUUGAGAAUUGAUCUUGUUAACGUGGAAAAUUGAACUGAAAACUAUAGAAAAACAAACAUAAGAACAACUUUGACUCUUUUAUCUUCUUCUUGCCUUUAAGAAUGCUGAUAUGCAAAAGGAUAAUUUAUACGAUCAAAACAGUUGGAAAAACCGUUUGUCAAGUGUCUUUAGAACAAAAAAGAGAAAUGAAAAACAAAGGAAAACAGAGGAUAAUGGAAUGAGUCAGAAUAUUAGCGCUCAACCGAUAGAAGAUUUUUCGCAAUAUCCAUGGUUCUAUUCAGGCGUUCCCAGAGAAGUGAUUUUAGACUAUUUGUCCCAACAGGAAAUGGGAUCUUUCGUUAUAAGAGAAAGUACUUCUGAGUUGGGUUGCUACGCUCUUUCAUUGAAGGUUCCAAACUACGCAGCCGGUCCCGGCGAACCACGUUUUAAGCUCAAGCAUUACCUUAUCGACAAAUCACCUUCGGGUAAAUAUAGACUUCAGAAAGGACCUGACAAAGAAUGGGCUACUUUGGCGUCGCUCGUUACUCAUUUAACGGUUUUAAAGGAAGUGCUUCCGCUGGAACUUCGAUUGCCGAAAAUCGAUAGGAAUUUACAUAAUCAACCAACCGUCCAACCAGAAAUAAGAACAAGUCGAAGGAUAAAUAGUUCAGGUCAAUUCGAGGUUCAUAGACAAAUGAAUAAUACAGGAAUAAGUAGAGGAUUUUCUAAAUUAACUCUUGCAAAUCGUUAUUAAAAAUAAUUUAAAAAAAAAUCUGACCUUUACCUUUUCAUUUGAACUGAAUUGAAAAUAUACUGAUUUUGUUUGUUUGUUUAUUUUACACGAAUAAUCGAAUGUAUUCAUUAAUAUUCAUUAAAGUAAAUUAUAUUAUUAAAUAUAUACAAUGUUUAUAAAAUCAAUGAAAA
Messenger RNA from Dimorphilus gyrociliatus, 919 nucleotides. The record is from the annotation of a GenBank genome assembly. NCBI's taxonomy places the organism in Eukaryota, Metazoa, Annelida, Polychaeta, Dinophilidae.